Messenger RNA from Limanda limanda (common dab), 6140 nucleotides. RefSeq names its product sterol regulatory element binding transcription factor 2 (gene srebf2). The record is from RefSeq and is a predicted model, not a curated record. Gene Ontology annotation, biological process: positive regulation of transcription by RNA polymerase II; positive regulation of cholesterol storage. Gene Ontology annotation, molecular function: DNA-binding transcription factor activity, RNA polymerase II-specific; protein dimerization activity; RNA polymerase II cis-regulatory region sequence-specific DNA binding. Gene Ontology annotation, cellular component: nucleus. The transcript is spliced from 20 exons. The coding region runs from base 257 to 3895 and encodes 1212 amino acids. Lineage: Eukaryota; Metazoa; Chordata; Actinopteri; Pleuronectiformes; Pleuronectidae.
GUGAAGCAAGAUGGCGUCUCCUGAAGCUUAACUCGGUGUAAAGGACUUUAUCUCCGUGAAGUCGCGCCCCCCCCGAGGCUCCGGUGCUGUUUCACGGUUGUUCCGGUGAAGAGAAGCCUCCUCUACCGGGUACGUGUGGUCGCAGGGCGCCGCUGAGCUCCAGAGGACAGCCCGAGGACCGUGUCUCUUCCCCCCUCCCCACCCCGCGACCCUCCGCCAGCAGCCGGGGAGGCGAGCUGCUGUCAGCCGGGACACGAUGGACACCGGGGAGUACAUGGAGACCAUGGACUCCACGUUAUCGGAGUUAGGGGACGAGUUCACGUUGGGGGACAUCGACGAGAUGCUGCAGUUUGUCAGCAACCAAGUGGGGGACUUCCCCGACUUGUUUGAGGACCAGAUGAACCCAACAGGCUCGCUACAGAGCGGGAGGGCCACUGUCACCCCGCGACCUGCCGUUCAAACCCCUCAAGCCCCCCCAAUCCCCCAGACACCAACCCAAGUUACCUACCUGAACUCCAGCGUUACCCUCACAUGCCCACAGACACUAUCUCCCCAGUCUUUACCCCUCACCCCUCCCCUCACCCCCGCCCAGGCCCCCUCCCCUAUCGCCGCCUCCCCUGUGCAGCAGCAGGUGACCCGCAGCCCUCCGCUGCUUCAGCCUCGGCCUCAGGUGGUCCAACCCAUCCAGCCUCAGCCCCAACAGACGGCUCAGCCUACCCUCCAGGUAUCAACUAUCAUACCACUUGCACGCGAGACUUGGAUGCACACUCAGGGGAUCCCCAUGCAGACCCAGAGCUUCCCGGUCCACACCUUAGUUCAGACUCAAUGCCAGACGCCCAUGCCCAUCCAGACCCAGGCGGGGCAAACUGUGAUGAUUGCCCCCAACGGUGGGCAGUCGCGUUUCAUCCAGAGCCCUGUGAUCUGCCACCAGGGUUCUACUCCUGGGUUCCAAGUCAUCCAACCACAGAUGCAGAGCAUCAUGACGUCACCACAGCUCCAACCAUUGACCAUUCAGCAUCAGCGACUUCUGACUCCAACAGGUCAAACCAUCCAGACUCUGUCUGCAGCACCGACCACAGUCCACACUAUGCAGCAGCAGAUGCAGCAGGUGCAGCAGGUCCUAGUCCAGCAGCCUCAACUUCUGAAAACAGAAUCGCUGGUUCUCACAACUCUCAAACCAGAUGGCACUCAGGUGCUGUCGACCAUGCAGAGCCCCAACGGGAUCACCACCUUGACCACGCCCCUCCAGAACACUCUGCAAGUCCCGACGCUGAUGAGCAGCAACAUCCUGACCACCGUCCCUAUGGUGAUGGGCGGAGGAGACAAGCUGCCAAUCAAGCAGCUGCAGCCAGGCUCCUCCCACUGCACGAAUGUAGCCAGAUCAAAUGUGGAUCACGGCUUCAUGAACAUGGGAGUACUGGGCCCGGGAGGAGUGGUGAAGGAGGGCGAGAGGAGGACGACACACAACAUCAUCGAGAAGAGGUACCGCUCCUCCAUCAAUGACAAAAUCCUCGAGCUGAGAGACCUGGUCAUGGGCAACGACACAAAGUCUGCAUGCCUUGCUUCCCAGAUGCAUAAAUCCGGAGUGCUCAGGAAAGCCAUCGACUACAUCAAAUACUUGCAACAGGUCAACCACAAACUACGACAGGAGAACAUGGCCCUUAAAAUGGGAAACCAGAAGAACAAGCCAGUGACGCUGUCUGAGGAUGUGGACCUCAAACAGGAAAUAGUGAUGAUGUCACCUCCAGCCUCAGACUCUGGCUCCGGUUCCCCCGAGCAGUUCUCUCCGUACUGUGUUGACUCGGAGCCCGGCAGUCCCUUACUGGAUCACGACAAGGUGAAGAGUGAGCCAGAUUCUCCGUCCACCGUCGGAGUGAUGGAUCGUUCUCGACUGCUUCUCUGUGCCCUCACCUUCUUCUGCCUGUCACUGAACCCGCUGCCCUCUCUUCUGGGCUCUGAGGCCUCAGGGAGCCACGGCCUCUCUACUGGCCAUGGGCCCUCGAGAACGCUCGUCUGGUUCCCGACACACACACAGGACUUCGCAUCCUGGCUGCGGUGCCUGUUGCCAUGGGUGAUGGUGUGGGUGCUGAGUGGGGUGGGAGCUGUGUGGGGCUGUGUCAGGGUGCUCUACCUGUGGGAGCCCGUCACACUCCUUCACUCCCCGAAGUCUGUGUCCUUCUGGAGGCAUCGCAAACAAGCCGACCUGCAUCUCAACAGGGGAGAUUACAAGGCAGCAUUGGUUAGUUUAGAGACCUGCUUGGACGUCUUGACCCGCGCUCUUCCCUCAACCAAUCUGGAUCUGGUUUGCUCGCUGUCCUGGAAUCUUAUUCGCUACUGCCUGCAUCGUCCAACUCCUCUGGGAUGGCUGGUUCACCAGGUCAGAGGAAAGCACGAGGGAGAGGAGGCUCGGACAAGUGCGAAGGACGCAGCUCUGGUUUACCAGCGUCUGAGUCAGCUGCAGCUCACAGGAAAGCUGCCUCAGCGAAGCAGCCUGUGGGCUUUGUCUCUCUCUCUCAGCGCCGUCAACCUCAGCGAGAGCGCCCAAGGCAAGAUGGCCCCUGCUCAGCUCACCCAGAUCUACGUCACUGCAGCGACCGCCCUGCGCACACUGCUGGGCCACCACCUCUCCUUUUUGCCUGGUUACCUACUGAGCUGUGCUGAGAGUGUGGCCAGUCACUCAGACACCAAGCCGAUCCCCGACUGCCUCCGCUGGCUCUUCACCCCAUUGGGCCGGCAGUUCUUCCUGAGCUGUGAUUGGUCAGUGAAGUCUGAGUGCAGCGACAGCGUGUACACUUCUCAGAGAGAUUCGGUCGACCCCAUCGCCCAGCUGCACCGCUGUUUCUGCAGGAAGCUUCUGGAGCGAGCAGUUCACACCCUCAUUCAGCCGCAGAGCGACUCCGAAGCAGGCAAACGCAAGAAUGACUCUGGGGAGUUUUCCAGUGCUAUGGAGUUCCUCCAGCUGUUGAACAGCUGCACAGAGGACUCUCCUUCCCCGCCUCCUCCCUUCUCGACUCCUCCCAAUCACACCACCACACCAGUGGGAGACCCGGUGAGUCGCUGGUGGGCCUUGGUCCUGAAGGCGGCGGUGCACUGGCUGCAGGGCGACGACGUGGUGGUGAGGUCACUGCUGGCCGAGGCAGAGCGAAUGCCUAGGGCUCUGCACACUCUUGACCACUCUCUUCCCAAGGCUGUUCUGCUGCUUUGCAAAGCGGUUCAGAUGAGUCUGUUGCCUCUGAAGGGAGAAGGAGCAGUGGCCUGUCUGUCCCACUGUGACCGAGCCAGCAGCCACCUGCGCGCCAGCAUCUCCGAGCCACUCGCCCAGUCGGGCAACGGGCUGAACAAGGUAGAAAUCAGAGAAGCUGCAACAAGCACCGUCAUCACUGACAUCUCCGGGGUGGAGCUCCUGGUGUGCGACCUCCUGCUGACCUUGAGGACCAGUUUGUGGCAGCGAGGCGGCAGCAGCAACGGAGAACCCGGCCCGGCCCCUGGAUCCCAGUUGGCUGGUUUUCAGAGGGACCUCAGCGCGCUCAGGAAGCUCACACAGAGCUACAGGCAGGCGCAACACAAGGUGUUUCUCCAUGAGACCACAGUGAGGCUAAUGGCCGGUGCCAGUCCCACAAGGACGCACCAGCUGCUGGAGCACAACCUCCGACGCAGGACACACAACUCCUACACAGCCGGUGAGUGUGUCCUGGGCGAGAGGGAGAGGGCCCACGCCAUCCUGCUGGCCUGCCGCCACCUGCCCAUGCCCCUGCUAACUCCGCCUGGGCACCGCGCCCGCCUGCUGGCCGAGGCCAAGCGCACCCUGGAGCGGGUGGGAGACCGCCGCUCCCUGCAGGACUGUCAGCAGAUCUUGCUGCGCCUCAGCGGGGGCACGACCAUCGCAGCCUCCUGAACAAACACGACUUAAAAACACCCGACUCAUCCACCAUCACGUAAUUCUGUAACUGUCACAUGUUCCCACACUCACACUGAUCCACGAAUAUGGAGUCCUCUACCGCAGCCUUGUAUCCACACAGCAGCUUCACAUCUGCUCCUCUAACUCUUAGUUGCCCUGUUGCAGCACAAUCACGCCACCUUCUGGCCAUUAAUUGUACCACGCUGGUUAACUGCCUCAUUUUAAACAAUGCUUAACAACAAGGGAAAUCAGGUGAAAUAGGCCCCACAGGAAAAAGGGACCACGAUCUCAUAGCUUAAGUAGAUGCAAUGCAGCAGUGCAUUGAUUAGCUGUAGGAAGCCGAGCUGUACAAUCAUUCCUGGCGCCCGCUAACUGUUAGCUAAUGGCUCAGUAAACUCGCAAGCUUCUAUUAAAGGGCUUCAGUCUGUUCAAGAGUGGACUGCCCUGACCUGUUGAGCAAGGCUGUGCUGGGAGCUGCAGCCAGAGAGUGGCCGGCACAGUCUUUUCCUAUCUACCUCAUACACAGUACAAUGCCAGCACUGUACUGCUGAGCAUCACAGGACCCUUCAGUCAGUCACUGAAUUUGAAUCAAGUGACCGUUUGACGUGAUGCUUAGUUCCAGAGCGGCGCCAUUCCAUUAACAGCUCGCUGGGACUUUAGGAAACAGCAGCAACACAACUACUGGAAAGUUUAAUGAGACACAGCUGCUGCUGACAUGUUCUGUUCCGUCAGGACAGAGGAACAAUUAGUGGAUUUGCAAAACGUCAAAGUAGCACAGGGAAGCAGUCGAUUGUGGGAUAAUAAGAAAAAAAACGGACAAACAGAAAUUCAUAAGCACUACAGGUCAAAGGUUUUAGAACGUCUCAAUUCUUCCAGCUGCUGUUUACAAAUUUGAGAUUUAAUCUUGGAAUCUUCACAUUCAAUUACAUUAAAUCUUCUUUUUAUUUUUACUCACUCACAAACACAAUUAUGGCAGCAAAUAUUUUGUUUUAAUCCGAUCAAUGUUGAAGAAGUUCCCACGUACUUGUUUUGCUUUGACCUUCAGGUUCAGUUCAUCACAAACCAGCAGCAUGAGGUUUCAAUCUGAAGACUGUGCUGCUCUUCAUCACGUGAAGCCUCCGCCUGCUUCUCGUCUUCAAUGUUUUGACUCAUUAGGUCUUUCUUACUCAUCUCAUAAACAGAUUUACCUUCUUUCUAUUUCAGUGGAAAAGUGAGGAAGACUAAAAACCUUUGACCAGUGGUGCACAUGAGACAUGAAUUGCAUACACACAAUGUGAUUGUAUAUAGUUUGUACAUAGGCAGAUAAGCAGAAGUAGAAUUCUUACGCACUGCUUGAGAGAUGAAGAACAAAAGAACUGUAACACGUAGAAUCUGACCAGGAGAGUCCAGUUCACCAGGGAGUUCAGCCGCGAUACGUUUUUCCAUGGUAACAAAUCGUCGGUAAGAGAAUAAUCACCUCUCUGCUGUGAGGGGUGCAUCGCGUCAUGGUGGGAAGAUUAACUGCAACACAGCCGUGACGUGAUAAAUUGUAUUUCUUGGAAUACGAUGUCCAUAUACAUGUAAAGCUCUCAAGCAAAAUGGCCUUGAUGUUAUGUAAAAAGUUGAUGAUGUUUUCAUCAUAUUUUAAUUGAUGGAGGAGUUUUAGCUUUGUGAAAAAUCUUUUGUCUACUUUGCUUUUUAUUCAGUCAUUCCAUUUAUUUCCCGUGCUCUGAUGACCUUAUUUAAUGUUUAUGUGAUAUUAAUAUAAAUGCAUUCUUUGGUUGGGAAGGGAGCAAUUUUAUCGCAUUUUAUUAUUGUCGUUAUUUUUUGUUGUUUAAAAGAAGCCGAGGGUCAGAAACUAUCAGAGGGAGAAGCUCUACGAGGAAGAUGUGUAUUUCAUUGAAGAAGUCCGGCCUGCGUUUAAAUAAAUAGCCGGAAUGUUUUGGAUCCUGCUGCAAUUUCUUUGUCGUUUGUCAAGUUCGAGCAAACACAAACUCGUGCUAUUAAAAUUUUCCAGAACUCUGUCUUCCAGGUCAACUCGAGCUGUCAAUACGUCCCAUCAGGAGUCCGGAGUCGAGCUUUAGAAGAAGAAGAAAGCGACGCUCAACCAGCCAGUAGCAGGCUGCAGUUACUAUCAUUAGGAUGUUAUAGUUUUUUUUGGUUUUUUUUGCUUCUUCCCCUUGAUGUAUUUUAUUCUCUGGACUUUUGUGUUUAUUUCGAUGUUUGUUUUAUAAUAAAACAACACAUGAUAGUUGCUGGCAAA